UACCUCGAAGAAGAAGAAGAAUGACCUUUGGACCCUGACGUCACUUCCCUGACAACCACCGUUUUCUGUGCCAGCUGUCUCUUCCGUAUUGACUUACUCCGAUUUGACAAACCCUGUAACACACUCAAAAGACACGCUGCUUUCCUCCCUUUUAGCUAAGUUUGAUGAAGCGGUGAUAUCUGAGAAAUGAAGCCGAGGAAGCGACACGUCCUGCUGCUGUGGAUCCUGGUCUGCUCCGGUAUGACGGAGGCAAUCGAGCCCAUCAGCACCACCAUAGCGGUCGGCAUGGCUGCGGCUCUGACCGGCUUCUUAGCUAGCUACCAGAACAUUUUAUACUACUUCCACGAGUGCUGUCGGCCGGAGUGGAUUUCUUUUAACAAAACGGGUCUCAAGACUGACCUGGACAACAAACUGUUUGGACAGCACAUUGCGUCACGCAUCAUCCUAAAAGCUGUGAAUGGAUUCAUGAGCAACGACAACCCGAAGAAGCCGCUGGUGCUCUCUCUGCACGGAUGGACCGGCACCGGGAAGAACUUUGUUAGUAAGCUGAUUGCAGAAAACAUUUACAAGGAGGGGAUGGAAAGCAGCUUCGUUCAUGUUUUCACCUCCACGCUUCACUUCCCACAUCCAAGUCAAAAUGCCACCUACAAGUCUCAGUUACAGCAAUGGAUCAAAGGCAAUGUCACAAACUGCGAACGCUCCAUGUUCAUCUUCGAUGAGAUGGACAAGAUGCAUCCUGGCUUGAUCGACAGCAUUAAGCCAUAUCUGGAUUACUACGACAAGCUUGAUGGAGUUUCUUAUCGGAAAUCAAUCUUCAUCUUUCUCAGCAAUGCUGGAGGUGAGAGCAUCAUCCAGACAACUUUAGAUUUCUGGAGAGAAGGACGAGAUCGAGAAGAGAUUGAGCUCAGAGACCUGGAAAUGUCGCUUUCACUGUCAGUUUUCAACAACAACCAAAGUGGCUUCUUUCAUACAAGUUUGAUCGACAAGAACCUGGUGGACUUCUUCGUCCCGUUCCUGCCUCUGGAGUACCAACACAUAGUCCAGUGUGCCAAGGCCGAGAUGAAGGCCAGAGGACUUGACCCAGACCCGGAUGUGGCGGACAUGGUGGCCAGAGAUGUAGUCUAUUUCCCCAAAUCGGAGCGAGUGUUCUCCGUCAAAGGCUGCAAGACGAUAGAGAGCAAGUUGGACUACUACACAUAAUGUCAGCGUCUGACGGACUCAGUCACAGUGUGCACUUUUAUAAAGAAAAACUUGGUCAGCCAGAUGACUAAUGAGAGGAAGUCAAGCUGACUGAAGAGGUCUUUGGAGGUUUUAUCUGUCUGACCCUGUGGCCGUCGAGAUGAUGUCAGGAAGCCUUCUCCAGUCUUGUGUAUCACUUACACUGAAUGAAGAGACUGAUGAGCACAGCACUGGCCAAAUGAAAAAAUAAUAAGAUUGGAACGCUAUCCUUUGUAACUACUUACGGAGCUUGAUGUCUGCUUUUAUGUCGUGGGAGUCUCGAAGACGGUUUUGUUUUACCGAGAGCUUUUAAAAUGACUAAGGGUGUCCUUCUGUCAGUGAAACUGUCCCUGUUGUGCAUUUGUUUUUAUAAAUGUAUCCUCCAUAUUUACUGAUUACUGGAAGCACCUGCCUUAAUUUUUAAUUUCACCAUUUUUUAGUUUGGUUAUUCUGCACUUAUGUCCUCUGUACAUAUAAUUCUGUUAACAAAGAGGGAUUUUAUGAAUGAGGCCAUCAAAGCAGAGCUGUUUAUAGAAAGUUUAAUUUUUCAGAUUCAAACACACAUAAUGCAGAAAAUUUUGUAUGCAUUGUGUUAAAAUCAACAUUGGCAAGUAGGGAUGUCCACAAUAAGUUUAUUUCGAUAACACAAACUUAAGGUGUUUGUAGGUAUUUGCUGUUGCGGAUCAGUUUAAAAAUGGCUUGAUUGGAUUUGGGACAUCCCUAUUGGCCAGACGUGUUUUCUCUACUGUUAAUAGCUAAUUUGGUUCAUAUGAUACAUUGCAAAUAUAUUCUGUUAUACAACAGUCAGCCACAACUUCAAAACCACCUGCCUAGUAUUGUGUCGGCCAAACAGCUCUGUCCUGUAGGGCCACGGGUUCAGGACCACUGGUGGUGUUCUGUGGUGUCUGACGCUGGGACACUGGCAGCAGAUACGUAGGGUCCUGGAGGUUUGGGUUGAGGCCUUCAUGGAUGUAUCUUGUCACUGUGGACCCUGUAAAUGCUGAAUUGGGUUGGGAUCCUCUUUGUGUUCCUCCGGUUGUUCCUGAGCAGUUUUUGAAGUGUAGCAGGGAACAUUGUAAUGCUAGGGAACAACAUUGCUGUCAGAGAGUGAUUAAUGUUGUGGCUGAUGAAUAAUGUAUUAUAGAUGUAUUUGUGUAUGUAGUGAAAUAUUAAGAUGUGGCCUGCAUGACAGGAUACCAGUAUUUUUUCACCCUGUCACUGGAGCUGCAUCAAGAUGGUAUUCUUGCAAGACAAAAAGUGAAAUUUAUGAAAACUUGAUUUUUAUACAUUUUUUUAAAUACACAGUUCAAAGAAAUUGAAAGAUAUUGUACAUGAGUGGUUGAUUGUCCAACUAAUGUUAUUGUAAAAGACAUCAGUCCCCCCAAUUCUGCUGAAUGGUUUCUUGCAGAGCACAACACUGCGUGUUUAUAUUUUGCUUAAAGAGGGGGAACUGUGAAGGCAUUGGGAUCUGUUGUAGCGUCUCUGUAGAAGAAAUAAUCUGCUGGUCUCUCAAAACCAGUCAAUUUUCUGAUGGGUUUUGAAAGCCCUAGGAAAACAUUUGUGUAUAAGUGCUUAUAGUUACCUCUGACUGUGAAAGAUGACUGUUGGUGUCGAUGGAAAGUUGACGUGCAAGCUGUAAAUACCACCAGAAAUAUAAGUCACAAUAAAAUGUCAAGUUUU
Messenger RNA from Amphiprion ocellaris (clown anemonefish), 2898 nucleotides. RefSeq names its product torsin family 1 (gene tor1). Lineage: Eukaryota; Metazoa; Chordata; Actinopteri; Pomacentridae. The record is from RefSeq and is a predicted model, not a curated record. Gene Ontology annotation, cellular component: endoplasmic reticulum; nuclear envelope; endoplasmic reticulum lumen. The coding region runs from base 187 to 1200 and encodes 337 amino acids. The transcript has 5 exons. Gene Ontology annotation, biological process: nuclear membrane organization; protein localization to nucleus. Gene Ontology annotation, molecular function: ATP binding; kinesin binding; ATP hydrolysis activity.